CUGAUAUUGGUCGUAUUGCAAGUCAUUAUUACAUUACCAGUGAAUCAAUGGCUACUUAUAAUCAGCUCCUAAAACCAACUCUCUCUCAAAUCGAAUUAUUUCGUGUUUUUUCUCUCUCAUCAGAGUUUAAAUACAUCACUGUCAGAGAGGAAGAGAAACUUGAGAUGGCCAAACUGAUAGAUACUGUUCCAAUUCCAAUCAAAGAGAGUAUUGAAGAAGCCAGUGCCAAGGUUAAUGUCCUCUUGCAGACCUACAUAUCUCAAUUGAAGUUAGAUGGGUUUGCACUAAUGAGUGAUAUGGUAUAUAUCAGUCAGAGUGCUGGGAGACUCUUGCGUGCUAUAUUUGAGAUAUGUCUUCACAGAGGUUGGGCACAGUUAACAGACAGGACCCUCUCACUUUGCAAAAUGAUAGACAAGAGGAUGUGGCUCUCUAUGACUCCACUGCGCCAGUUCAAGAAGCUUCCAGAAGAUGUUUUAAAGAGAAUAGAGAAAAAGGAUUUUCCAUGGGAAAGAUAUUAUGAUUUUGGUCACAAUGAGAUUGGAGAGCUGGUUCGUAUGCCUAAAAUGGGAAAGACUAUUCAUCGUUACAUUCAUCAACUCCCAAAACUUGAACUGUCUGUUCACAUACACCCUGUUACUAGGUCUACAUUGCAGGUUGAGUUGACUAUUACUCCUGAUUUCCAAUGGGACGAGAAGACACAUGGAAUGAGUGAAGCAUUUUGGGUAUUUGUUGAGGAUGUUGAUGGUGAGGUCAUAUUGCAUCACGAGUAUUUCUUAUUAAAGAGCAAGUAUGCUGAGGAUGAGCACAUUGUAAACUUUUUUGUUCCGAUAUUUGAGCCACUCCCUCCUCAAUACUUUAUUCGUGUUGUAUCUGAUAACUGGAUUGCAUCUGAGACACUAUUGCCAAUUUCUUUCCGUCAUCUCAUUUUACCCGAGAAGUUUCCUCCUCCCACUGAACUCCUUGAUUUGCAGCCUCUCCCGGUCUCCGCCCUUCGUAAUCAAGCCUUUGAGGAGUUGUACAGUGACAGGUUCCCUUAUUUUAACCCCAUACAGACUCAAGUGUUUAAUUCAUUGUACAAUACUGAAGAUGAUGUCUUUAUUGGUGCUCCCACUGGAAGUGGAAAAACCAUUUGUGCCGAGUUUGCAAUCUUGAAGGCUUUCUCCAAUUCUCCAGACUCUCGCUGUGUGUUUGUAACACCUAAACAAUCCCUUGCUGAACUAUUAUAUGCUGAAUGGAAGCAGAAGUUCAGUUUGAUUAGUAAGAGGGUCACUCUAUUAACUGGUGAGACCACGUCUGACCUACGUCUAUUGAAAGAGGGUCAUGUUAUAAUCAGUAUACCAUCUCACUGGGACGUGCUCAGUAGACGUUGGAAGCAGAGGAAGAAUGUUCAAAAUGUGUCUCUGUUUGUAGCCGAUGAGCUUCAUCUUCUAGGAGGAGAGGGAGGGACCAUUUUAGAGACUGUUUGUUCAAGAAUGCGCUACAUUUCAUCACAGACAGAAAAGAAGAUAAGAAUAGUUGGACUCAGCUCCUCUGUGGCAAAUGCUAAGGAUCUUGGUCAGUGGCUUGGUGCUGGGACUCAUUCACUUUUUAACUUUCAUCCCAACACAAGACCCGUUCCACUGGAGCUACACAUACAAGGUUUUAAUUUUAAUCAUACUCCAUCUCGUCUCUCUGCUAUGAUUAAGCCAGUUUAUAAUGCCAUCUCUGCCCACUCUCCUAAGAAGCCAGUAAUUGUAUUUGUACCGUCUCGUAAACAGACACGCCUCACUGCUGUUGAUUUAUUGACGUUCUGUGCUGCAGACUAUCAGCCCAAGAGAUUCCUUCACAGAUCAGUAGAUGAUCUAUUACCACACCUUAAGCAUUUAAAAGAUCAAACUCUUGUUGAGACCAUAAGUAAUGGUAUAGCAUAUCUUCACGAAGGACUCACUAACAUUGAGAGGAGGAUAGUGCAGCAGCUCUUCUCCUCUGGUGCUAUUCAGGUUCUGGUUGCUUCAAGGAACUUGUGUUGGGGAAUGGGAUUGUCCAGUCACUUGGUGGUUGUCAUGGACACACAGUAUUAUGAUGGACGUGGUCACAGGUAUGUUGAUUAUCCUAUAGCUGAUAUAUUACAAAUGAUUGGAUUGGCUAAUAGACCUUUAAUUGAUGAUGAGUGUGUUGCUGUUCUUUUGUGCCAAACUUCUAAAAAAGAAUUUUACAAGAAGUUUCUUUAUGAGCCACUACCAAUUGAAUCUCAUUUGGAUCACUUCCUUCACGAUCAUUUUAAUGCUGAGAUUGUCACUAAGACAAUGGAGAACAAACAAGAUGCUGUGGAUUAUUUGACCUGGACCUUCCUUUACAGGAGAAUGAUACAAAAUCCUAACUAUUACAACCUACAAGGUGUGACUCAUCGUCAUUUGUCAGAUCAUUUGUCUGAACUGGUUGAGAGUACACUCUCUGAUCUUGAGCAGUCCAAGUGUAUAGCUAUUGAUGAUGAUAUGGACUUGUCUCCACUCAAUUUAGGAAUGAUUGCUUCCUAUUAUUACAUUAAUUAUACUACAAUAGAGCUGUUUAGUAUGUCAUUAAAUGAGAAGACAAAGUUAAGAGGACUGAUAGAGAUAUUGUGUUCAGCCUCAGAGUAUGAAGAUCUGCCAAUAAGACACAAAGAGGAUUCACUCAUGAAACAGUUGCUAACUAAAGUACCACUCAAACUUACAAACAUCAAGUACAAUGAUCCACAUGUGAAAGCUAAUUUACUCUUUCAAGCUCAUCUGUCAAGGCUACAAGUAUCAGCUGAACUACAGAAUGAUACUGAAGAGAUACUGAAAAAGUCUGUUCGUCUGAUUCAAGCUUGUGUUGAUGUAUUGAGUAGUAAUGGCUGGCUGUCUCCAGCACUGACUGCCAUGGAACUAGCACAAAUGGUGACUCAAGCAAUGUGGAGUAAAGACUCUUACUUGAAACAGUUACCUCAUUUCAGCUCUAAUGUCAUUAAGAGAUGCACUGAUAAGGGAGUGGAAUCAGUUUUUGAUGUAAUGGAUAUGGAGGAUGAUGACAGAAACACUUUGUUAUCAUUUUCUGAUGCACAAAUGGGAGAUGUGGCACGUUUCUGUAACCGUUACCCAAAUAUUGAACUGAACUAUACUUUAAUGGAUGAAGACAAUAUAAUCGGUGGUCACUCUGUUGUGGUCGAUGUGAAACUUGAAAGAGAAGAUGAGGAAGAAGUCUCACCUUUUGUGAUUGCUCCUUUCUUUCCUCAGCGUCGAGAAGAAGGAUGGUGGAUUGUUAUUGGUGAUCCUAAGACCAACAGUUUAAUUUCCAUCAAACGUCUAACGCUCCAAACAAAAGCUCGUGUCAAGUUAGAAUUUACUGCCCCCCUGGCCACUGGGUCCUACAAUUAUACCCUUUACUUCAUGUGUGAUGCAUACAUGGGAUGUGAUCAGGAAUAUGCUAUUAAAAUUAAUGUGAAGAAAGGAGGAGGGAGAGCUGAUGAAGAGGGCAUGGAAGUCAACUAACUUUAUUUUUUGUAUAACAUUUUCUCCUAAUAAUAAUUACGAUUAUUGUUAAAAUGGCUGUUGUUGAUGAAAAGGAAAGUAAAAUGUCAAGGUAACCUGCCUAAGUG
This is a messenger RNA of Amphimedon queenslandica, 3595 nucleotides long. Its product is annotated as U5 small nuclear ribonucleoprotein 200 kDa helicase-like. The transcript has 27 exons. The coding region runs from base 48 to 3488 and encodes 1146 amino acids. The record is from RefSeq and is a predicted model, not a curated record. Lineage: Eukaryota; Metazoa; Porifera; Demospongiae; Haplosclerida; Niphatidae. Gene Ontology annotation, molecular function: RNA binding; ATP binding.